UUCUCUCCAGCAGCUCCAUCUCUGGCAGGUGGUGUGUUCGAGAGAAGCCUCAUGUUUAGAAAGGUAGCUAGGUAGUUAAAGGAAAUCAAUUUACCUUGGUUCACAUUUUUGCUGCAGUUUAUUUUUGUUUGAUGUGCCAAUAUUUUUCCCGGACGACGGGUUUAGGUGAAAUGGACGUCGGGUUUCCCCUUGAGCCAGCCACUUUCUUUUGAAAUCACACAGUGCUGCAUUGAGUGAGACCGAUGUGUGGUGAAUCACGGGUGCUAUUUAUCCUUGCAUUGAGGAAAAAAAGAUAGAUAUUGAUAGUUUCUUCUCGCACCGAAAAUCUUGAAUGAAUACCACGAACCACUGCUCCAAUAUGUUCCUCGUAUGAUUCCUUUCACUUCACCCACUAGUGAUGUACAUCGGCAGCUGUUUUUUUUUAAGUGGUCUUCCCUUUUUGUUUUGAUUUGGAGACAAUGCGGAGCCAUAUCACGACGAAGCACGUCUGAGGCGAGUUUUGGAGAAGACAAUGAGGAAACGUUUUUAUGAAGAUAGAGAAAAUAUAGAGGCCUCGUCCUUUGAGGGCCCAAAUCUGUGUAGAAAAAGGUGCUAAGUAGCAGCAUGAAUAACAUCCCCGGUUAGAAUGGGAACAAACGAGACUAGCGGCAUAGGCAAUGUAUUAAUGACGGCGAUUUUGGCAAGUUUAAAGCCGCCUAGAACAAAGAUAAGUAGCUUUCUUCACUGCUGAAGUAUUACAACGGAUUCCCUCCACACAAUUACAGGAGGAAUACCGCUCUACAAUCAACCCUCUUAUUUUCCUGCAUUUUACUUUCCAUUUGAUCAAUUUAUUUCCCAUUUUAACUGAUUUUUAUUCGUUUUUUUUUUUAUCUGGAUCCAACUCUGACUUUGUUCAAUGGAAGUAUGUUAUCAGCUGCCGGUUUUGCCUCUAGACAGGCCGGUUCCUAAGCAUGUCCUCAGCCGGAGAGGAGCCAUCAGUUUCAGCUCCAGCUCGUCUCUCUUCGGGGCUCCUGAUCCAAGGCAGCUGUCACAGAGACGAGGGGCCAUCUCGUAUGACAGCUCAGAUCAGACUGCUCUGUACAUUCGUAUGCUCGGGGCUUGUGUUAUAUUCAAACAGCUGUUCCCAAGAGAUGUUCGAGUGAGAAGUCAGGUAGGAUUUGAACCAGAAGGAAGAGGUUCCUAUCCGUAUCUGUGCAUUGACUUCCGGACCCUACACUCCUGCUCAGAAUCCACCUCAGCCUCUAGUCUUAUCCCUGGUCCUGGCUUCAUCUCGGCUGGGCCCGUGUCUGGUAGGCGGCUCCGCAGACUGCUCAGCUUCCAGAGAUACCUACACUCGUCCCGUCUGCUCUGGGGAACAACCCACCUCAACCCCCUCCACAUCCUGGAUGAGGACUACAUUGGACAGGCCAAGUGUAUGCUGGAAAGGGUCGGGAGCUGGAAUUUUGACAUUUUCCUCUUCGACAGAUUAACGAAUGGAAACAGCCUGGUGACGAUGACCUUCCACCUCCUGAACCAGUAUGGUCUGCUGGAGCUGUUUCAGCUGGACAUGGUAAAGCUGUGGCGCUUCCUGGUCAUGGUGCAGGAGGACUACCACAGCCUCAACCCCUACCAUAACGCUGUGCACGCUGCUGAUGUCACACAGGCCAUGUACUGCUACCUGCGAGAACCCAAGCUGGCCAAGUCCCUGACGUCCUGUGACAUCCUCCUGGGCCUUCUAGCAGCUGCUACUCAUGACCUGGACCACCCGGGAGUCAACCAGCCUUUCCUCAUCAAGACCAACCACUACCUGGCCAAGCUCUACAGGAACUCCUCUGUUCUGGAGAACCACCACUGGCGGUCUGCAGUAGGUCUGCUCAGAGAGACUGGCCUGUUCUCCCACCUGCCUGCUGAGGAAGGGCUGAAGAUGGAGCGCCAGCUGGGUUCUCUGAUCCUGGCCACUGACAUCAGCAGACAGAACGAGUACCUGGGGAAGUUCAGAACACACCUGAACCAGGAUGACCUGUGCCUGAGCAACGCCAGCCACCGACACUUCAUCCUCCAGAUGGCUCUGAAGUGUGCGGACAUCUGCAACCCCUGCAGACCCUGGGAGCUGAGCAAACAGUGGAGCGAGAAAGUGACUCAAGAGUUUUUUCACCAAGGAGACAUUGAGAAGAAGCACAAACUUGAAGUCAGUCCACUGUGUGAUAGCCAGAGAAACUCAAUGGGAAACAUUCAGAUUGGUUUCAUGACGUAUGUGGUGGAGCCUCUGUUUGCUGAGUGGGGUCGGUUCUCUGACACGCGUCUGUCCCAGACCAUGUUGGGCCACCUGGGGCUGAACAAGGCCAGCUGGGGUGGGUUAGUACAGCAGGAGCGGCCGUCGAGCCCCGACGAGUUGGAACCUAGAAGACCCGCCUCCGUCACCAUGCCAACGCCUGCCAUCACUGAGUCAGAACCAGAGUCUGCCUCUGCUGUGGAACCCACAGCCGUCACCACGGCAACAGCCACGGGAGCAACCAACUCCAAAGAAAUACCUCGGGGAAGGAAAGAGUCCUGACACUCCACGUUUGCCCUUACAACCCUGACCCUUAACCCCGGGCCUCACCACACUGGGUGGUGGAAGGGGCAGGGUGUGGACUUCAAACCCUACCCCCCCACCUGAACUUUAAGUUUGUUGCUUUUGCGUCCCGUCUUUGACAAACCACUGAUUUUAUUUAAUUUUUAAUUCCUUUCCUUGACAUGGAGAAACACCUAGAUACCUCAUGUGGCUACUGCUGUAUUAUUUUUAUUAGCUUGUUUUAUUUAUUUGUCCUCUGAAGUUUUGGCCUUACUAAUUUGACACUAUUUUUGGUGGCAAAGUGAAUCUAAGGGAAUGACAGUAACUGAAGAAUACACUUUUCUAGUUGAAGUGCCAUUUUCAAACCAAGUUCUACAGGAUGCUUUGAAAGUCAUUGAGAAGAGGCUCUCUAAAGACUGCACACAAAUGACAUGGUGUGUGUUGAUUUUAUAACGUAUCUUCUUCCUCGUGUAAAAAUAAAAAGUGACAUGCCCAGUCCUUUCGCUGCCUCUAUGAAGACUGUUUACAGACGUCUUUGUUGUCACAUCGAAAUGAAUCAUUUCGGUUCCGCCUUCUAAGCACAGAUGUGAAGAAACAUCAGCGUUUGAACUACUGCUGAAGUGGAGCACAAAGCCUCCGUCUGACAGACGGACAGUCACCAGAUGCCAUAAAGGAAACACCACCUGUGCUCCAUUGUAUUCCUCUUCUCCUUGCGCUCCCAAAAGACUGACAUGUUGGACACCGCUUCUGUUCUGAAAGAAUUUGGGACAGACGGAAUGGUAUUCUAGAAUGCAAUGGUAUUGUAGAAUAGAACCAAUAUGAAAAAGCAUUAUUGUAGACUGUAGAGCAUGGGUGACCUAGAUCUGUCACCCUGGAUCCUUUCACACGCAUCUCAUCUAAACUCCAUCACAAUGCAACUCGCUCAGGGUUUUGCCAAUCUCUAUCCCAAGGUAUAGGUUGGACUGUAGUAGUUUAGCUACCUGGUAAACAUGUUUACGUCUACUGAAUGGGACUCUCUCUGAAUGUCUCAUCAUAGCCACAUGCAACCUAGAGGACUGCUCUACCGAUGCCUUAACUAUGCACAAACUACGCUAAGUGACCAAACCAGCUUCUACUACUCAUUAAGUGCAUCGUAUGCUUGCACUCUGUCCCCUUUGCCUUUUUGUGAGUAAACUCAAUCCUUUUUUUACAUGGAAACAUUCCAUCUAAUUUAGGUGGUUUUUUUCUGAUUCUGUAUAGACGGCACAGAUGUUUUGAACAAUAACGGGUGCUUUUUAUUUUAGCUGAUUUGUAAUUUUGCUGUAAGACUGUUGAUAAACUGUUUACAAUUUUUUUGCAGCAGCCAUUUUGGGAAGAUGACUUCAGUAUCAAGCCGUUUUGUAAAGGCUUUGCUGUGUUGACCUUUUGAUACAUGUUGCAGUUUGAUUAAUAAAAACAGUUGACAAAUUUCAAUGAUCCAAUUGAACUUCAGUGUUCAGCAUCAAACAGGGCUGUAUUGAGUGAUACUCAACAUCGCAGCUUAAUGUAAUGAAUAGAGCUGACAUGACAGGCAACUCCGUUCUACAUCAUACCGUUCUGAACAUGGAGCUUCAGGGCUCGACUAUGUAGACUGAAAGGCUCCCAUUUUAGCGGAGACCGCAUUCACGUCAACUCAUUUGGAAAUGACCUUUUUUACAUUUCUGUAACACUUCAGUGAUGGAUUGUAAGCCCUCGGUCAUUCAUUGUUCAACCACUCAAGGUCUCUGCUUGUGCACAGAUUACUAUAAAUGUGCAAACAGUGCCUAUUUACCUGAAAUGUAUCUUUGAGAAUUGGGGAAAAAACAUUUCAUGCACACAGUCAUUGGUUUUAUUCAUACAUUUGAUUCUAGGUUUGUCAAAUGUGGAUGACAUUUCCUAUGUUAGGGUUUUAAGUCAAGUAUUACUGACAGUUGUCCAUGUUCCCUUAUACUCCCACCAUGCGAAGGUUCAAAGCUUAAUAUUUUUCCAUGAAAUAAACUGGCCAAUGUCUUCAAUUGUU
Messenger RNA from Oncorhynchus gorbuscha (pink salmon), 4550 nucleotides. Its product is annotated as high affinity cAMP-specific 3',5'-cyclic phosphodiesterase 7A-like. The transcript has 13 exons. Bases 896 to 2533 code for a protein of 545 amino acids. Lineage: Eukaryota; Metazoa; Chordata; Actinopteri; Salmoniformes; Salmonidae. The record is from RefSeq and is a predicted model, not a curated record. Gene Ontology annotation, molecular function: 3',5'-cyclic-AMP phosphodiesterase activity.